AUGGCGUUCCGCCUCUCCCGCCUCCGCAAGGUCCACCAAGCCCUCUCCAUCUUCUCCGUCGCCCCCCACUCCCAAAACCCUAACCCUAACCCUAACCCUUUCAAUCCCCUCCCCAUCUCCCUGACCCACUCCAAAACCCUAGAAACCCUACUCUUCUCCUCCAGUAACCCUAGAAUCGCCUCGCCGCCACAUCGCCGGAUCUUGGACGGGUUCGUAUCCAACAUCUUGAUCGCUUCCAUCUCCAGCUCGUCGCGAUCUGCGAAGGAGGAGGUUGACAAAGAGAGAUCGGGGGAUUCGAAGGAUUUCAGUUCGAGCUCUUGGAUCGAUCUUCAUGCUCCGUCAAUUCUCUCUCUCUCAACCUUCCACCAUCGAACGAGCUCGCCUAUCUCUCCACCAUUACUUUCUGCUUCAUCUUUGGUUAUGAUGUUCCCAAAGUGCAUUCACGCUCUUAUGAACCAAACCAGGAGAUGGGCUUUCCCUGAGAACAAAUUUGAUCAGGCACCAAGGGUCAAGAAGAACGAGGCAGUGGACCCUGCACCCAAUGCUGCCACUGCUAUCCCGCCUCAUAUAGCUCAGAACCAAGUGAAAGAGGGACAAGAUUGUUUUAUAUGCAAAAGAAGAGGCCAUAUUGCAAAAAACUGCCCAGAGAAGAACAAACAUAUUUCUCAGGAUUGCGUUAUCUGCUUACGGUGUGGAGAUUUAGGACAUGAGAUGCUAUCAUGCAAAAAUGACUAUGCACCUGAGGAUCUGAAGGAAAUACAAUGUUAUGUUUGCAAGAAUUUCGGUCAUCUUUGUUGCGUGGACUUUGUUGAUAACAGUCCAAGAGAAGUCUCCUGUUAUAAUUGUUCCCAAACUGGGCAUACCGGUCUUGGAUGUGCCAAGCGACGUGGAGAAAUGACUGAUGUUUCUACAUCCUCAACUGUAUGCUUCAAAUGCGGUGAAGAAGGGCAUUUUGCACGGGGCUGCACAAACAAUUUGAAGCAAAAGCUUUGGAAUUAUUUCUGCAAGAUCUUUGUGAUAGGACUUACGAAGUUACUCUCCAGAGGGGGGCCAAGACAGUAAACUGCAUGCACCU
Molecule: messenger RNA, 1075 nt
Organism: Asparagus officinalis (garden asparagus)
Lineage: Eukaryota; Viridiplantae; Streptophyta; Magnoliopsida; Asparagales; Asparagaceae
Exons: 7
Coding region: 1-1062 (353 amino acids)
Molecular function (GO): nucleic acid binding; zinc ion binding
Source: RefSeq, a predicted model, not a curated record